Messenger RNA from Oncorhynchus gorbuscha (pink salmon), 5531 nucleotides. Its product is annotated as interferon alpha/beta receptor 1a-like. The record is from RefSeq and is a predicted model, not a curated record. Bases 3999 to 5096 code for a protein of 365 amino acids. Lineage: Eukaryota; Metazoa; Chordata; Actinopteri; Salmoniformes; Salmonidae. The transcript is spliced from 7 exons. Gene Ontology annotation, molecular function: protein binding.
UUACUACUUGAUUCCAUAUCUGUUAUUUCAUAUUUUUUAUUCUACAAUGUAGAAAAUAGUAAAAAUCAAGAAACCCUGGAAUGAGUAGGUGUCCAAACUUUUGACUGGUACUGUACAUGGAUAUUUCACUAGGCCUAUAGGCUGCAUUGUAUGCCUCUUGGGUAAAUCUGAGCAACAACAAAAACAUUUCAGGCUAUCCCGUUAAAACAACUAGAGACUACAGAAUGUGCGUGUUGUAAUUACAAUUUGAAUCUUAAUUGAUGGAUUUCUAACUGUCCUUUUUGUGAGGCGCAGCCAGGAAAUAGUUCUGUCCAAUGGCGAGUGGUGGGGUCGAUUAACCAGGAGGAUUCUCCAUCACCAGUUUGGGAACAUUUUGGUUUCCCAGUAAGAUUAUUGCGGGGAUGGACACAGAGUAUGUUGCCAGUGCUGGAAGAGAAUAGCCUAUGCAGCUGCCAACACCUCAACAUGUUGACACAGUUACGCCGACAUCACGCCAGUAUUCAUUUACAUUUACAUUUAAGUAAUUUAGCAGACGCUCUUAUCCAGUAUUCCUACCACCAGAACAAGACGGCAACUCAAAAAAACAAUGCAACGUCGUCUCCCCGCUGCAUUCAAGCAGCCCUUCGCAGCUGAUUCUGACCGGGCCAAAAUAAACAAAUGACAAGAGCGAUAGGUAUGUUUAUUACCAUGGAAAUGCGCCCAUUCUCGGUGGUUGAGAAGAAUAAGGCGUUUCAGCACUUCUUGAAAGUGCUCGAGCCACGUUACGAACUUCACCCACUCGCACCCAUUUCAGCAGAUGGGUAGUACCCACUCUAUUUAAGCAAGCUGAAACAGAAGUUGUCAAUAAAUAGGCCAAUGCACCCUGUGUUGUGCUUACUACAGAUGGAUGGACCUCCCAGGGCUAUGGAGAGCUACUUAAGUGACAGACCUUCACAUUUCCCUCAACUGGAAAAUGAAAAGUACCGCGCUACAGACGCGCCCCCUUUAUGAGAGUCACACAAGUGCACAUAUUUUUCUCUUUGUAAGAAAACCUUAUAGCAUAGGCUUCUACAAUGUCUGAGCCAUGUUUACAUGUUGAUUUCACACACAUAUUGCACUUUAUUUUAGUGUUGUUGAGUAAUCAUGUGUUUUCAUUUCAGAAAAUAUAAACAAAAAUUAACUACAGUAACUGUUGACAUUUUCCCGCUGUACCAAAUCCGAACCGUAGCGCGACCCCAAAACCAGGUUUUGUGAACUUUUACACCCCUACUCAAGGUACCAUCCAUAGCCACCUUGUGACAGGAUGGCAUGUUAUUAAUGUGAUUCCUGUUUGUCUUUAUUCUACCUGUUCACUGCGACAGUUGUGAAUUUGUGCCUGGGUUGUUCUGGGAAUCCCAUGUUGCUCUGUGUUUUAAGGGCAUUGAAACAAUAUUAAAGGUGGGAGAGGAAGGAGCAUCUAUCAGAUUAAGAAUAUCAACAAGACCCCAGCCCACCUUUCUUUUCUAUGGCCAUGCUGGAAGAGUGUAGUGGCAUGGUGUCGUGAGAUGGGCGUGCUCCAAACUACAUGUCAGACAGUGCUGGUCACUGCCAAUGGCAUGCCUUCUUUUUCCAGCUAAUUCUGUGACCGUUGGUCCAUUGGCAUGUAUGAAGACUGACUGCUGCAAGAUGUUGUGUGUUCCCCUAUACUGUAACUAAAGCGGUAAUCCCCAUUCAAAAUAAAUGAAGGAAUUCAUGGGGAAGCAGGGUAGCUCAUCAGUUUAAACGGUUAAAUUUGAACAUUUUCAAUCACAAGUAUGGUGCAGAUAAUCAACCUCAAGUUUGUCCAGUCAAGACAUCUUCAAAACGAAGCCCAUCGUGCAUGUUGGUUUUUAUGUAAAUGUUCAAUGUAUUAGUUUGUCCUUUUUAUGAUUCUUAUAGAAUCUGAAAUCAAGAAUAGUGUCGUGUUUUCUCUCUGAGACCUUCUCAUUAUUUGACUUCCUCUUUGUCAUGAAAGGUGCUUUGCUCCAACUGUUGCUGAUUGGACCCCUGAGUCUUAAAGAAGAACUGAAUCUCGUGUGUGAUUUAUUUGAAGGUCUGUUUAUUGAUGCAUUUGUUAUCUGAGCUGAAAACUCCCCUGUCGAACAAAUACCUCCUAGAGGUUUUUCAUUGUAAAUACAAUAACAUUUUGUCAAAAUUAAAAAAGUGGAAAUUAUCAGCGUCACUUAAGUUGAUAAAAGUGACAUAAAAUAUUUUCAACAAAUAACCAUAAUGUAUAUCAGCUAAAGCCUCAAAACCGAAGCCAAUACAAAUUUGAAUUUCCUAUGCUUUAUUAUUAUAACCAGCUACAAACAGCUCUUUAUAUUACAUGCCUGUACAGUUGAAGUCAGAAGUUUAUGUACACGUUAGCCAAAUACAUUUAAACUCAAUUGAGAUGUACAAACUAUGGCCAUGCUGUCAAUGAAGCAUGCCAAUGUUGAAUGUUUUAUAAUUUUAAGCUUGGAAAAGACACCCUUAAUCCCAGACUUGGGACCAGAUAGCCACUCCACUAAAUAGCAGGCUAGUGAUUGCUUUGCAAUGCUUGCCGUUAGGAUUUGCCAGUAGAUUGUCGACUUGAUUCAUAAUGAUGACUGCUAGCUAAGAUUUAGAAAGUAUGUUGACAUGAUCCGUCCAAUCAAAGCUACUUUAGAUGAAAUUACGUCAGAUCACAUAUCUGUGGUCAAUGACCUCAAACUUAUUGGAUGGACACUUCAAAUGUAACUAUGGCAGCACCCAAGGGGCUUGAAUUUUCGAGUUUUACCCUACCCUGACUACACAGCUUGCAAAAAUACAUUUGGAAAUCUAUGUUAUUAAUUUAUUGCACCCACACUGCUCGUGCACGUCAACGAGCGUCUGCGUUGCCAUGGGCUAAAAUAGAAGUCCUUUCUAUUUAUAAAAAUAAUAAUAAUAAUUGUGAAAUCCAAUUGGUAGUUAGUCUUGUCUCAUCGCUGCAACUCCCGUACGGACUCAGGAGAGACGAAGGUCGAGAGCUCACUAGAAAUUAUUUGGUUGACCGUUAUAUGUGUGGAUUAAUUGUCGGAGUAGGGGACAUUGUGCAUUUCGGGUAAAAUAACAACUCAAUGUUUAUAUCCCAGGACAAAUUUGCUAGCAACAACAAGCUAGCUAAAUAGGACAAAUGAGCUAGCAAGCUAACUAGCUACAUUUCCAUACAUGUUUAAUGCUUUUCGACCUGUCCCCAAAUUAAUGUCAUUGGUUCAGAGUUUGUUUUGAUAUUUUAACCUGCGUGUCGUGAUCACGUUUUGUGUAGUGUUGUACAUUUCAUGUAUUGUUUAGAGUUUUGUCGUGCCUUCGCUGGCAUGCAUAUAAAAUAACAUGUUUGCCUCACCAAGAUUGACAUGCUAAAAUUGCCACUGAAAGUAGUCCUGGUGAAUAGUAUGCACAAAACAAUGGUUGUCUUCAUGUAUAUCUUUGGUCAUGCUGUACAAUACUGAACAUGCUGUAUUAUUGCAUCCAAAUUGAGUUUCAUUCAUAUUAAAGUAUUUAACUCACCUCAUACGUCUUGCCUAAGUGUUUGAUUGCAUACUGAUUCAUUGAUGUUGUAACAUGCUGUGAACUUGACCUCUGUUACAUUUGCGAUUUCACUUUUUUGUUCUUUAAAAAAAAUGAGUAUCGGUCACGUGUGGCAUUGAGAGUGCGUGCUGCUUCUUCCAGACAGAAGAAUAAUUUUGAUUUCCUGUGUGUGUGGUUGGUUUCUACAUUGAAUUAUACUGGGGCGGAAAGGUACGAUCGUGAACACACGCUUCCACGUGUGUAGGGUAUAAUGAGAACAACGCAAUGCCGCGCAUCCUUGAGAGGUCUUGUCGCCGUGACUGAAGAAGGGUCGACGUGGAAAUAGAGGGGAGGGACGCGAUCAAGACCAGGGAUUAAGAUAUGAAAUUACGCCUAUUUGCAUGGCCAAUUUUUCUCCUUGUAUACACCGAUUUAGGAUGAGCUGCCACACGGGUUUUAAAAUUAUGUACAUAACAUAAUAAAACAGGCUGAAGAUGUCUUUGUUUCCUUUUCUUUCUCAACAUCCUGUGCUACAUGUCAGUAAACUGUCUCGUCUAGGCAAAGUGUUUGCUGCGCUGCCUAGACCUUAUAAUGUGAGGAUGGAUGCAGUGAACACUCGAUACAUCAUGAAAUGGGACUGGAAUCACUCCAUGGCCAAUCACAACAUCACGUUCACCGCUCAAUACACAUUUUCUCAUAAACAGUUGGACGAGAGGUCCUACACAGGGAUGUGUAUCAGGAUAACUGAGGAGAGGUGUGACUUCUCUAGGGAGCUGGACUUCUACAUGGGGUCAUACAUACUGAGAGUGAGGGCCGAGGGCAGGGGUCAGAUGUCAGACUGGUACAGGCUGAAGUUCAUUCCUGAUGAACAUGCGGACCUAGGCCCCCCAUCCCAUGUGGCGUUCGAUCCAGGGGACACCAUGUUAACAGUGAGCUUCAGGGAGCCAAUGACGGAGCAGAACACCCCCAUGAGAUCUGUGUUAGACAUGUCCUUCAGUCUGCAGUAUUGGGAGAAGCAUUCACCCAGCAAGAAACAAGAGAAAGUUUUUGAAUCCACAGAGGGAACAUUGUUCCCGCUGAAGCCCUGGACAGAGUACUGCCUGCAGGUCAAUGCAUUCAACAAAUUGUACAAUAAGACCAGCCCAUACACGCAGCAACAGUGUGUGAGGACCCUGGGAUAUCCUCCGGUGUGGAAGGUGUUGCUGGCUCUGCUGGGCUGUGUAGCUCUGAUGACGACAGUGCCUGUCUACAGAUGCCACAAAAAGAGAAAAAGUAUUGUCUCAAAGCACACAUUUCCCAGCAGUAUACUGCAUAACACACAGGAUACAAUAUCCCUUCUCCUCCUGCCUCGGGAGGAGAGCUGUGUGGCCACAGUUGUGGUGGCUGUACAGGUAGAGCAGACAAGCCAAGGUCAACAGCAACAGGUCAAGGGUCAGGGAAAUGUUGAGGCGGUGCAGGACAGUGGCUCCUCCUCCAUCCAGAGAGGACAAGGCAGCUCCAGUCAGGACUCUGGGAUCUAUUCAGGAGAAGACAGUGGAAAGAAGAGCGCAGGAUCAACAACAACAACAAGUCAACCUAAAGAGACACACUGAGAAGAAAAAAAUGGAUCCCCAUAGCAAACUGCUGUAGAGCAAUUAGUGGAAUUUUGGGAAGCAGGUUUGGAUUCACUGUCAAGAGGAGAGCUCUUGGGGAAAUUCUCUUUUAGUCAAAUUACUUUUUAAGACAUUUUUAGACUAGCAAAAAGACCCGAUGCAUUUCUCUAGUUGAGUUUAUUGAGUUGCCUGGGAAUAAUGGCCAAUAAUGCAGGUUAUGGAAUGUACUGUAUAUGUUAUUAUUUUUACAUUAUUCCCAUGCAAUAGGAGAUAUGAAAUAUAUUUUGCUCAGAUAAUUCACAGGCCAUUUAGAGUUCCUCUGUCCAGUGUUCUUUUGCCCAUCUUAAACUUUUCUUUUUAUUUGCCUGUCUGAGAUAUGGCUUUUUCUUUGCAACUCUGUCUAGAUGGCCAGCAUCCCGGAGUCGCCUCUUCACU